AUGGCCUCCAAAACUCCGAGCCCUCCUCAACCAAAGUUGAAACAAGAGUCCACAGACACGACCAAAGGUUCAAUCGCGCUGGGCGACGCAGAAUCGUUCCACCCAGACAACAUAACACUUCCUACCUUUCGCAACCUCCUAAGCUACUACCCUAAGACGGUCGAGCAGGUCCGCCGAAAUAAGCUCAUAUCAAAGCUCCAAUCCAAGUCGAAGGGCGCAAAAGGCAAAACGGACAAGAAGGCCAACGCAACGGCUCUACAGAACAAGGAGCUUGAUCCCUCGCAACAAGCACACAUUGACGCUGAAGUCGAGAAGUUCGUUAAACUUGACCAGUGGCGUUAUGAGGAUAUGCCUGGAAUCAUUGAGGAGAGAAAGGCUUCGAAUGAAGAGGUAGUGAAUAAGGAGGAUCUCAUUACUGUUAUGGAGUGGAAGACAACACACGGCACACCCAGACCAAUGCUAAUGGGCAUGAUAAAAUCCAACCAAAGCAACCUGGUACGUGGAUGCACAUUGGCUGCUAUAUCGACACUACCAACCGCAAACCCAAUCCUCGAUGCGCAGAAUGCGUUUCCAAAAACCAGUAUGAAUGCACUACAGCCCCUCCGCGGUGUUGGAGUAGCAACCGCCUCUCUUGUCCUAUCCAUCGUAACGGGGCGUAGCGAAUAUGCGCAGCAGAUUCCCUUUUACAGCGAUGAUAUGUUCCUGUGGCUUGUUGUAAAGGAUUACCCAACUCCGACGAAAUCGAGUUCGAAGCGCAAAGUUAAUUCAAAGUUCUUGCGUCCGAAUGGGGAGUUGAAUGUUCGGUAUACUUUGAAUGAGUAUCGGGAGUUGUGGGAUGCGUGUGCGGAAUUGCGGAUGCGGCUUAAUAAGGAAGUUGAGGGAAAGGAUGAAGGGAUCGUCUCUCAAAAUGAUAUUGAGAAGGUUGCGUAUGUCUUGCGCAAUAUUGAUGUCUCGGAGUUCUAUGGUGAAGGCUAUGAUACUGUCAUUGCUGAUGUGCAGAAGGGGGUGGAGGAUGUUGCUGAGGUCAAUAAGAAGCGGAAGCGGGAGGAGACAUCUGAGUCGAAAGGUGUGACAAGGAUGACUAGGAGUAAGAAGAAGGCUGAGUGA
Molecule: messenger RNA, 1107 nt
Organism: Penicillium pulvis
Lineage: Eukaryota; Fungi; Ascomycota; Eurotiomycetes; Eurotiales; Aspergillaceae
Exons: 2
Coding region: 1-1107 (368 amino acids)
Source: RefSeq, a predicted model, not a curated record